Messenger RNA from Emys orbicularis (European pond turtle), 3843 nucleotides. It is a transcript of the gene PLCG1, whose product is annotated as phospholipase C gamma 1. Gene Ontology annotation, biological process: phospholipid catabolic process; phosphatidylinositol-mediated signaling; positive regulation of epithelial cell migration. Gene Ontology annotation, molecular function: phosphatidylinositol-4,5-bisphosphate phospholipase C activity; calcium ion binding; protein binding. The record is from RefSeq and is a predicted model, not a curated record. Bases 1 to 3843 code for a protein of 1280 amino acids. NCBI's taxonomy places the organism in Eukaryota, Metazoa, Chordata, Testudines, Emydidae. The transcript is spliced from 32 exons.
AUGGCGUCUGGCUUUUCCAAUGGACCCUGCGUCCAGAACGAAGCGGAGGUGGUUCACCUCUGCAGGAGUCUGGAAGUUGGCACCGUGAUGACUUUGUUUUACUCGAAAAAAUCGCAGAGGCCGGAGAGGAAAACUUUCCAGGUGAAGCUAGAAACCAGACAGAUCACUUGGAGCAGAGGGUCGGAGAAAAUAGAAGGAGCGAUCGAUAUUCGUGAAAUCCAAGAGAUUCGUCCAGGAAAUAAUUCCCGAGAUUUUGACCGAUACCAGGAGGAUCCCUCUUUCCGGUCAGACCCGUCUCACUGCUUCGUCGUCCUCUAUGGAAUGGAGUUCAGGCUGAAAACUCUCAGCCUGCAAGCCACAUCCGAGGAUGAAGUCAACAUGUGGAUCAAAGGGUUAAACUGGCUGGUGGAAGAUACUCUCAGAGCCCCCACCCCCCUGCAAAUCGAAAGGUGGCUCCGGAAGCAGUUCUACUCGCUGGAUCGCAACCGAGAAGACAGGAUUUCAGCGAAGGAUUUGAAAAACAUGCUGUCCCAGGUCAACUACCGAGUCCCAAACAUGCGGUUCCUGCGGGAGAGAUUAACGGAUGUGGAGCAGAGGAACGGGGAUAUAACGUACAGCCAGUUCGCCCAGCUUUACCGGAGCCUGAUGUAUGACGCCCAGAAAACGAUGGAGCUCCCAUUCCUGGAAAGGUGUGCAGAGAGACUUGAGCACUCCAAGGUGUCCCUGCUGGAGUUCCAGAAGUUCUUGCUGGAGUAUCAGAUGGAACUCUGGGCUACAGACAUCCUCCAGGUUCAGGAGUUCAUGUUUAACUUUCUGAGAGACCCCCUGAGAGAGAUUGAAGAGCCUUAUUUCUCUCUGGAUGAGAUACUUGCCUUCCUCUUCUCCAAAGAGAACAGCAUCUGGAACUCGCAGCUGGACGCGGUGUGCGUGGAGAACAUGAACAAUCCCCUCUCCCAUUACUGGAUCUCCUCCUCGCAUAACACGUACCUGACGGGGGAUCAGUUCUCCAGCGAGUCCUCCUUGGAAGCCUACGCGCGCUGUCUGCGCAUGGGAUGCCGCUGCAUUGAGUUGGAUUGCUGGGACGGCCCCGAUGGGAUGCCCGUGAUUUACCAUGGACACACCUUAACCACCAAAAUCAAAUUCUCUGACGUCUUGAUGACCAUCAAGGAACAUGCCUUCAUGACCUCUGAAUAUCCUGUCAUCCUGUCCAUUGAAGAUCAUUGCAGUAUUGCUCAGCAGAGGAACAUGGCUCAGAAUUUUAAGAAGGUUUUUGGGGACAUGCUUUUGACCAAGCCGGUGGAUAUAUCCGCUGACGGGCUCCCCUCCCCGAACCAGCUGAAGAGGAAGAUUCUCAUUAAGCACAAGAAGCUGGCGGAGGGCAGUGCUUAUGAAGAGUUGCCGACGUCUGUAAUGUAUUCAGAGAAUGAUAUCAGCAACUCCAUAAAGAACGGGAUCCUCUACCUGGAAGAUCCCAUCAAUCACGAAUGGAAUCCGCACUACUUUGUCCUGACCAGCAGCAAGAUCUAUUACUCUGAGGAGACGACCGGCCACCCGGGAAACGAGGAUGAAGAGGAACCAAAGGAGGUGAGCAACAGCACUGAACUUCACUCGACUGAGAAGUGGUUUCAUGGCAAGCUGGGGGCUGGGCGCGAUGGGCGCCACAUAGCAGAGAGGCUGCUGAUGGAGUACUGCAUAGAGACGGGUGCCCCUGAUGGGUCUUUCCUAGUACGAGAGAGUGAAACCUUCGUGGGAGACUACACCCUCUCUUUCUGGCGCAAUGGGAAGGUGCAGCAUUGCCGCAUCCAUUCCCGGCAGGACGCCGGCAGCCCCAAGUUCUUCCUGACCGACAACCUGGUGUUCGACAGCCUCUACGACCUCAUCACCCAUUACCAGCAAGUGCCUCUGAGGUGCAACGAGUUCGAGAUGAAGCUGACUGAGCCUGUGCCGCAGACCAACGCCCACGAGAGCAAAGAGUGGUACCACGCCAACCUCACCCGGGCCCAGGCCGAGCACAUGCUGAUGAGGGUGUCGCGGGAUGGAGCCUUCCUAGUGCGCAAGAGGAGCGAGCCCAACUCCUAUGCGAUCUCGUUCCGGGCGGAAGGGAAGAUCAAGCACUGCCGAGUGCUGCAGGAGGGCCAGACCGUGCUCCUGGGCAACUCCGAGUUCGACAGCCUGGUGGAUCUGAUCAGCUACUACGAGAAGCACCCGCUCUACCGCAAGAUGAAGCUGAGGUACCCCAUCAACGAGGAGACGCUGGAGAAGAUUGGGACAGCGGAGCCAGACUAUGGAGCCCUUUAUGAAGGACGCCAUCCGGGAUUCUACGUGGAGGCCAAUCCCAUGCCAACCUUCAAGUGUGCUGUCAAGGCCCUGUUCGACUACAAGGCGCAGCGGGAAGACGAGCUAACCUUCAUGAAGAACGCCAUCAUCCAGAACGUGGAGAAGCAGGAAGGAGGCUGGUGGAGAGGAGAUUAUGGGGGCAAAAAACAGCUGUGGUUUCCUUCCAACUACGUGGAGGAACUAGCCAGCCUCGGUGGCCAGGAGCCCGACAGGGAGCAGCAGCUAGAUGAGAACAGCCCCCUGGGAGUCCUGCUUGGAGGCACCCUGGAUGUGCCGUCCUGCCAGAUAGCCAUCCGCCCUGAGGGGAAGAACAACCGCACCUUCGUCUUCUCCAUCAGCAAGGCCUCCAUGUCGCGCCCAUCCAUGGACGUGGCGGCUGACACACACGAGGACCUGCUGGACUGGGUGAAGAAGAUCCGGGAGGCAGCCCAGACCGCUGACGCCAGGCUCUCCGAAGGGAAGAUGAUGGAGAGGAGGAAGAAGAUCGCCCUGGAGCUAUCGGAACUUGUCAUCUACUGCCGGCCCGUCCCCUUUGAUGAAGAGAAGAUUGGCACAGAAAGGGCCUGUUACAGGGACAUGUCGUCCUUCCCCGAGACCAAGGCGGAGAAGUAUGUCAACAAGAUCAAAGGCAAGAAGUUCCUGCAGUACAACCGGCUGCAGCUCUCCCGCAUCUACCCCAAGGGCCAGCGCCUCGACUCCUCCAACUACGACCCCCUGCCCAUGUGGAUCUGUGGCAGCCAGCUGGUGGCGCUCAACUUCCAGACCCCAGACAAGCCCAUGCAGAUGAACCAGGCCCUGUUCAUGUCCGGCGGCCAGUGUGGGUACGUGUUGCAGCCGGCCAACAUGCGGGACGACCUCUUCGACCCCUUUGACAAGAGCACGGUGCGCGGGCUGGAGCCGCUCUCGGUCUCCAUUGAGAUCCUUGGGGCACGACAUCUUCCCAAAAACGGGAGGGGGAUUGUUUGCCCGUUUGUGGAGGUCGAGGUGUCUGGAGCGGACUACGACAAUGCCAAACAGAAGACGGAGAUCGUGGCGGACAACGGCCUGAACCCCCUCUGGCCCCAGAAGCCCUUCAGUUUCCAGGUCAGCAACCCCGACUUCGCCUUCCUGCGCUUCGUGGUGUAUGAGGAGGACAUGUUCAGUGACGAGAAUUUCUUGGCGCAGGCCACGUUCCCAGUGAAAGGCCUGAAGACAGGGUACAGAGCUGUGCCGUUGAAGAACAACUACAGCGAGAACCUGGAGUUGGCCUCCCUGCUUGUUAAAAUAGAGAUCUUCCCUGGCAAGCAGGAAAAUGGAGAAAUUAACCUCUUCGGUGCCUCAGCCCUCCGAGAACGGACAGGUGACCCUUCAAGUCAGCUCCUGACAAACCGAGCCCGGGAAGGGUCCUUCGACGCCCGCUACCAACAGCCAUUUGAGGAUUUCCGGGAGCAGCUAGCAGACCAAUUUGACAGCCGAGAGCGAAGGGUACUGCGAAGAACCAGGGUGAAUGGGGACAACCGGCUCUAG